Messenger RNA from Asparagus officinalis (garden asparagus), 1120 nucleotides. RefSeq lists its product as uncharacterized. The record is from RefSeq and is a predicted model, not a curated record. The transcript is spliced from 3 exons. NCBI's taxonomy places the organism in Eukaryota, Viridiplantae, Streptophyta, Magnoliopsida, Asparagales, Asparagaceae. Gene Ontology annotation, cellular component: plasma membrane. The coding region runs from base 103 to 696 and encodes 197 amino acids.
ACAAAAGUCCGUGGUUGACCGGAACACCUAAAAAAGAGGUCAGCCCGACCCCGAAGAUUCUCCCCCAAAAUCCUUGGCUCAAAAUCGCUCUCCCCUCCACCAAUGUCGUCCUCCUCCAAAGAACCCCAGCUCUCCAAUCCCCUCCUCGCCCAAUCCCAAAACCCAACCUACGGAAUCCCUAUCCAGGAACCACCUCAGACCUACAUCCUCCUCCCCUACCUCCGCCGACGCCGACUCUUCCCCUCCGACCCCGCCGUCUCCCUCUCCCGCCUCCACCUCCGCCAUCUCAGCGUCUCCUCCCACCCGAACCCUAAACUCGACAUCAACCUCGCCCUCACCGUCAAAAUCCGCAAUCGGGACUUCUUCUCUCUCGAUUACAACUCGAUCGUGGUCUCCAUCGGGUAUCGUGGGAGGAGGCUGGGGUUUGUGACGUCCGAUGGAGGGAAGAUUAGGGCAAGGGGGGUCUCGUACGUGGAUGCCGAGCUGGAUCUUGAUGGGAUUAGGGUCAUCAAAGACGCGUUUUAUUUGAUUGAGGAUAUUUUGAAGGGGUCUAUCCCGUUCGAGACUGUUACCGAGGUUGAUGGGAGGCUGCAUGUGCUGUUUUUCGAUAUUCCUGUUGAUGGGAGGAUUUCUUGCUCAGUGUAUGUAAAUCCAGACAACCAGACCGUUGUUCGUCAAGACUGCUAUCCUGAGUGAUGGUCGAUAUGUGUGUGGGUAGAGGAUCCCUUUAACUAUGGGCCAUGCAUGAUGUGGUUACUAGGGUAUUACUCUUUUGCCUCCCAUUAUGGUUAGCCAGCAGGCAUAACUAGACGUAUCUCUCGUAGCAUAUCUAUGAGUGAAUAUAUUGUAAACUGGCAAUGCUUAUCUAUGUGAGUAGUGAAUACAUGAUUGAGACCCUCCUAGACCCUUAGUUCUUUUAUCGAUAAUUCCUUCAAGCUUCAAAUGUGUUGUUUGUGUACAGCUACACACUUUUUACUGCCUUCUCCUGAAUGGGAUCGAUUAUUGUGAAUAUUUUUGCUUCGUACUAUCUGUCACUCUAAUGCAUGUAUUAUGUUAAUAGCCAACUCUGUCUUAUUUGUAUAUUGCUACAAUCUUGUGUGGAUCUAUAACUUAAAACGAA